AUGCAUGUCAAAGCAAAGCUUGAAGUACCCAUUGAAAAUUAUGUCAUCGAACCUAGUGAAUCAGAAAUACCAAUCUUAUUACCCCGAUGUUUUUACAAAGAUCAAAACCAACCAGAUGUUUGUCUGGUAAAUGCUAGCGAUAGGUAUUACACGAUUAAAAAGAACUCUGUGAUAGCCCAAGCGGAAAUAGUAAAUGAGAUAGAAUCAAAUAUUAGGGCAAGUCAGAUCAUACAGGGUGAUAAUUCAGAAGAACUGCCUGAAAAACUGGAAAAAAUGCUCAAAAAAUCAAGUUCUCACUUGUCGCCGACAGAAAAACAACAAUUAAGGACAUUGUUGCUCAACUAUCAAGACAUUUUUUCUAAAGACGACUUCGAUAUUGGAACAUUUAAAGAAGUGGAACAUCGAAUCGAUACAGGUGAUUCCGCACCGAUAAAAGAACGCAUUAGACGAACACCAUUACAAUUUGUUGAAGAAGAAAAGGAACAGCUAGCAAAAAUGCUUCAAGCUGGGGUCAUUGAACCUAGUGUCGCAGAAUGGGCUGCUGCUCCGGUGCUGAUAAGGAAAUCAGAUGGAAAAGUGAGAUAUGUGAUCGAUUAUAGAAAAUCAACUUAA
This is a messenger RNA of Ostrea edulis (European flat oyster), 612 nucleotides long. RefSeq lists its product as uncharacterized. NCBI's taxonomy places the organism in Eukaryota, Metazoa, Mollusca, Bivalvia, Ostreida, Ostreidae. Bases 1 to 612 code for a protein of 203 amino acids. The transcript has a single exon. The record is from RefSeq and is a predicted model, not a curated record.